ACGUAGUCGUAAAUCCGCCAUGUUCCUUCUCCGUUGCAGCGUUGCGACAGAGAUCCGAACGACAUGAGUGUAAAAAAUGAUAAUACGGCAGAAACAGAGACGGAGGAAACGAAAAACGGCAAUGAGACGAUCACCAUUCACACCAGUCUCGGAGAUGAGGAUGAAGACGUACACAAAUGUGGCCGCUGUCAAGCCGAGUUUUCCACUCUGGAUGCUUUCAUUCAGCACAAGUUACACAAGAAUUGCAAACGGGAAACCGGCAACCAAGUCGCUGAAUCUAAUGGAAGUUUUCCAAACGUGAAAACACUUGAAAAUGAUAACAGCUUGGGUCGAGGUCAAAGAAGGAAAAGACCUUCACAUAAAGCCACCAACCAGUCACAUCGGACAGAUAGAUCCCCAUCUGACAGUGGUGCUGAGACUGACAAAAAUGAUUACACUGUCAACACUGACGGGCGCUAUUUAUGUGGUGUGUGUGAGAAGACAUUCAAAACUCUCAACAUCUUGAGAACCCACUUGAAAACACACACAGAUGAGAAAAACUUUAAAUGUGAAUUAUGCAACACCUCUUUUAGAACUAAAGGUUCCCUAAUUCGACAUAAUCGGCGCCAUACAGAUGAACGACCUUAUCGGUGUAACUUGUGUGGUCAGUCCUUUAGAGAAUCCGGGGCUCUCACAAGACAUCUAAAGUCUCUUACUCCUUGCACAGAAAAGAUUCGCUUUGUUCAAUAUAAGGAAAUACUUGUCAGCAAAGAUGGUGCACGCAAAGGAGUGGAUACUGACUGCGACUCAACAGCUGAACCUCAAGAAAUGAUUGUAGUGCAACAGCAGCCAAGUGAGGAGAAUGAGAAUGAGGAUGUAGGGACGCAGACAGCUGUGGUCAAUGUGGUUGAAAUGGGAUCCCAGGAAGUCCUUCAUCAGGUUCACAUCACUAUGGCCGUUGAUGAAGCGACUCAAGAACAACAGGUUAUGGUUGAGCAGGCGCAAGCGGAAGCAUUAGCGGCAGCAGCAGCGGCAGGUGACAGCCUCAUCUGUCAGGCAAUCAUAAACUCUGGCAUUGCUCUGGAAACUGAAGAAACAGUGGUAGAAGAGACUUCAGAGGAGCCGGAGGGAAUAACUAAAGUCAUCUCUGUCUGCCCUGAAACUGCAGAGAAUAUUACAGAGAUCCAUGUCAAAGAUGAACUAAUGGAUGUGGAUGUUGAAGAGACAGAAGAUGGAGAGGGGGAUGGAGAAGUUAACAAAUCUAAACUACAUAAAUGUCCUCAUUGUGACCGUACUUUUAAGGGAAUUAACUACCUCCGCUUUCAUGUUAAGGGUCAUUUGGGGUAUAAGCCUUUCAAGUGCACCAUCUGCCAGAAAGAUUUUUUGUCUGGUUAUUUACUGAAAAAACACAUGGAGGUCCAUGUUAGUGAAAGACGGUACAAGUGUGGGGAGUGUGGGAAGCUCUACAAAACCAUUGGACAUGUUCGAGAGCACAUGAGGGCUCAUUCAGAUGAAAGACCUUACCACUGCAACAAAUGUGACAGAGGUUAUAAGACCAAGAAUGCCUUGCAAGUGCACCAGCGGACCCAUGGGGAUGAGAAACCAUUUGUUUGUCAGUACUGCACGAGAAGUUUCAGAGAAAAGGGUUCUUUGGUACGACACAUACGACAUCACACUGGAGAAAAGCCAUACAAGUGUCCCAAAUGCGGUCGUGGCUUUGCUGAACAUGGGACCCUCAAUCGCCACAUGCGUGCUAAAGGGGGCUGCCAAAAAGAGGAUUCCAGUGAGCAGCAGGCCACAGCAGCUCUUAUCUCAGAAGACCCUCAUGCGGUCCUGGUGGAGUUCUCCUCUGUUGUGGCAGACACACAGGAGUAUAUUAUCAAGACUCAAAAUGAUGAAGUACAAGGAGAGCAAAUUGCUGUUAUUCAGGAUGACCAGAGUGAGGUGGGUAGCCAUAUCAUGAAAGUAGUACAGCAGAUUGUCAGCCAGUCACAUGGAGCGGGCACAGGCAGUCCUCAGAUCAUUGUACGUAAUGCGGGGGCCAAUGAGGAGGGGCUGUCCAUCUCUGACUGUGGUGACACUAUUACCAUCGCUACCCCUGAGAGCCUGACGGAGCAAGUAGCCAUGACUCUAGCCUCUGCUAUUAAUGAUGGAACGCUCCUAGGAACCACUGGCACCGUGGAGACACCAGAGGGGACAGUCACUGUGGUGACCACACAGCAGGAUAUUGAGGAGGGGGUUCAGAUGGUCCAGCAGCAACAACAAGAGGAGUACGUGCUAACCCCAGAAGUCGAAAUACAGACUUUUGUUGUUUGAUAGUGGAAACAGUUUUGACUGGGACAACUGCUCAUAUGACGGCCAAUGAAAGUCUUGAAC
Periophthalmus magnuspinnatus is the source of this 2355-nucleotide messenger RNA. It is a transcript of the gene e4f1, whose product is annotated as E4F transcription factor 1. The record is from RefSeq and is a predicted model, not a curated record. Lineage: Eukaryota; Metazoa; Chordata; Actinopteri; Gobiiformes; Gobiidae. Gene Ontology annotation, biological process: regulation of transcription by RNA polymerase II. Gene Ontology annotation, molecular function: DNA-binding transcription factor activity; RNA polymerase II cis-regulatory region sequence-specific DNA binding.